Messenger RNA from Juglans microcarpa x Juglans regia, 2248 nucleotides. RefSeq names its product WD repeat-containing protein 26 homolog. The record is from RefSeq and is a predicted model, not a curated record. Gene Ontology annotation, molecular function: protein binding. Lineage: Eukaryota; Viridiplantae; Streptophyta; Magnoliopsida; Fagales; Juglandaceae.
UUUGUUUACUUCCGGGUAAGAUUUACCAGCCUCCUUUCAUGAUCUUUUUUUGGGCCUCGUGAGACAAAGACAGACGCCACUCUCUCCAAUCCAUGUUGCGUGGUCAUCACAUUAGUCGUGUUAGCCAUCUGAAGCCCCUUUCACCUCUCUGCCCACUGCCAAAAGCAGUAUUAGUCCUUAAGAUUUAUAUUUCAUAUCCCUAUCUAUCAAUAUAUAUCACUCCUCCUUGCAUGUCUGAAUCGGUGCUGCCUGUUUUGGUCUUCCGAGUUCCGUGUAUAGUUAUUCCUUGUCUAUCUCCAAUUUAUAUGGGCUAAGUCGAGCAUUUCAUGAGAGGUAUAGAGGACAAUGAACCGCCAUUGAAACGCACAAAAAUUCGUUUGGCAGAAUCAAAUAGCUUAUUGGAAGACUUAUCUCAUAUGCAGCCUGUAGCUUGCUCUAUGGGAUAUUCAAUGGCUAGGCCUCUACCCUCGCAUGGGGAUGAAGAAACUAUUGGUUUAAAAGGAAUUAUCAAACGAGCAGAAUUCAUCAAAAUUAUAACUAGGGCAUUGUAUUCACGGUAUGAUAAGAGUGGGGCCCUUUUAGAGGAAGAGUCAGGUAUAACAUUGCACUCAUUAAUAUAUAAUUUGCUUAUGCAGCAAGUGAAUGAUGGAAAAUGGAAUGAAUGUGUGGCUAUGCUGCACACAAUUGGUGUCUUGGAUGAGAAAACUGUGAAUCAAUCUUUCCUGAUAUUGGAGCAGAAGUUCCUUGAGCUUCUGAAAAUGGAAAAAGUAACUAAUGCUUUAGAUACUUUACGGAAUGAGAUUGUACCUCUCUGUGUUAAUGUGAGCCGAGUUCAUGAGCUUGCUGCCUGCAUUGUCUCACCUUCACAGUAUGUAAGACUUGGGCUUUCCAGUCAAGAUACUGAUGUUGUAAAGUCAUGGUUAAAUAUUUUGGAGAAACUGCAGAAGGUGCUUCCUGCAGCAGUAAUGACACCUGGAAAAAGGUUAGAACAUCUAGUUGAACAGGCUCUUGAUGUGCAGCGAGAUGCGUGUAUAUUUCACAACACUUUGGAUAGUGAUUUGUCUUUGUACUCAGAUCAUCAGUGUGGGAAAAACCAAAUUCCUUCUCGAAUCCGACAGAUACUUCAAAAACAUACUAAUGAAGUUUGGUUUUUGGAAUUUUCACAUGCUGGGAAAUAUUUAGCUUCAUCAUCGAAAGAUCAAUCAACAAUUAUAUGGGAGGUUAAAGAGGAUGGUCAUGUUUCAUUGAAGCAUAAACUAACUGGCCACCAGAAGCCAGUGUUGAUGGUGUCAUGGGGUCCAGAUGAUCAUCAGCUCCUCACAUGUGGACUGGAGGAGGUCAUCAAACGUUGGGAUGCCAUAUCUGGAGAAUGCCUCCUUGUUUAUGAGAAAAACGGUGUUGGCCUGAUUUCUUGUGGAUGGUUCCCUGAUGGUAGAGGGAUAUUCUCUGGUAUGACUGACAAGAGUAUCUGCCUCUGGGAUUUGGAUGGAAGAGAGCUGGAAUGUUGGAAAGGGCAGCAAACACUCAGGAUAUCAGACAUGGCUGUAACUGAUGAUGGAAAGAGGAUCAUAAGCAUAUGCAGAGAAACCUCAAUAUUAUUGCUUGACAGGGAGGCAAAAUUUGAGAGAUUGAUUGAAGAGGAGGUAGCAAUUACUUCGUUCUCCUUGUCAAAGGACAAUAAAUUCCUACUGGUCAAUCUUAUAAAUCAAGAAAUUCAUCUUUGGAGCAUAGAGGGUGAUCUGAAGGUUGUGGCGAAGUGCAAAGGUCACAAGCGUGCCAGAUUUGUCAUUAGAUCUUGUUUGGGUGGAUUUAAGCAAGCCUUUAUUGCCAGCGGGAGUGAGGAUUCACAGGUGUAUAUAUGGCACAGAGGUUCUGAGGAACUCCUACUGGCAUUGCUGGGGCAUUCGGGAGCUGUUAAUUGCGUGAGCUGGAAUCCUACAAAUCUUCACAUGUUGGCUUCCGCCAGCGAUGAUCAUACUAUUCGAAUAUGGGGUUUAGAUGAGUUCAACCUGAUACGCAGAGACUCUCAGAGCAAUGGCAUCACUCGCUGCUCGGAUGGAAGAAUUUGAAACGAUUUUCUAGACAUCCAAAAAUUUGUUGAGACUAUAAGAAAGCAAAUGUUCUUUGAAAGAAUUUAUAACAGUUGAUGAAAUUUAUCUUUUGCUUAAGUUCUUGGCAUCUAUAGCAGCAAAAAAUGCUACUGCUAUCUGCCAAUCAAGCAAUAAAACCAGGUGACUCUUUUGUUUCU